CAUAAAAGUAACGGAAAAACAAAGAGUGCAUAACAGCGAUGAGUGGUGAUCUUCCGACGGUGUUGGUGACCAACGACGACGGAAUCGACGCCCCCGGCCUCCAAGCUCUUGUUCGUACCCUCGUUUCCUCCGAUCUGUUCCAAGUCUUCGUCUGCGCACCUAAUAGCGAAAAGUCUGCUGUUAGUCACUGUAUCACAUGGAGAAAACCUAUUUCAGCCAAGCCUCACGACAUCAGUGGUGCCGUUGCUUUUGCAGUUUCUGGAACUCCUGCUGACUGUACGUCGUUGGGUAUUUCUAAAGCUCUCUUUCCCUCAAUGCCUGAUCUGGUAAUCAGCGGAAUUAACAUGGGUAGCAACUGCGGUUAUCACGUAGUUUAUUCAGGGACAGUAGCAGGCGCUCGUGAAGCAUUUCUCAAUGGUGUACCUGCUGUUUCUAUAUCAUAUAAAUGGGUUCAUGGGAUUAGUAAUGUCAAUGAUUUUGCAUUAGCAGCUGAGGUUUGCUUGCCCGUGAUCAGUUCCAUAUUAGCUGAAAUCAAAAAUAAAACUUACCAUCACAACUGUUUUCUGAAUAUAGAUGUGCCAACCAAUGUUGUCAACCAUAAGGGUUACCGGCUGACCAAGCAGGCAACUACACAUCUGAAAACAGGGUGGAGGCAAGUCAGUAGUGACACUCAAGGAGGGAAAAUGUUAUCAACAAUGACUAUGGAUAUGGAUGCAUCAUCAUACUCUGAAUCAGAGGCUUUGAAUUUGCAAGACGAACACCGUUUUUUUGAGAGAGAAGUAACAGGAUCACCACGCGGGGAAGUUGGGGGCACUGACUUAGACUUAUUUGCACUUCGAGAUGGAUAUAUAAGUGUCACUCCUCUUGGUGCUUUGUCACGAGCAGACUCGGAUAGCCACAUCUACUUUGAACAGUGGCUCCCGCGUGUGGCUGAAUUCGUCGCGUCUUCAACUCCGUAAACACACAAGUUCUGCUCUUUCUCCACUGUCACCUGUGACUGAGUUUUUUUUAACCAGUGUGUUAUACUCCUUAAUAAGAUUGAGCUUCUUCUUUUCCUUGUGAAAGUCUUGUUUUGGUAAUUACCUUAACUAUUAGCCUUGUUUGGCAAAUAAUACUUCAUUGUAGUAUUACUUAGACUUAACAAUUAA
Salvia hispanica is the source of this 1148-nucleotide messenger RNA. RefSeq lists its product as uncharacterized. Gene Ontology annotation, cellular component: cytosol. NCBI's taxonomy places the organism in Eukaryota, Viridiplantae, Streptophyta, Magnoliopsida, Lamiales, Lamiaceae. The record is from RefSeq and is a predicted model, not a curated record. Gene Ontology annotation, molecular function: nucleotidase activity.